This is a messenger RNA of Phytomonas sp. EM1, 714 nucleotides long. The record is from the annotation of a GenBank genome assembly. NCBI's taxonomy places the organism in Eukaryota, Euglenozoa, Kinetoplastea, Trypanosomatida, Trypanosomatidae.
AUGUCGACGGCCUCGCUCGACGGCACGGUGGUGAUGUGGGAUGUCGAGGCCGGGGUCGCGGCCGGGGUCCUGACCAACCCGGACGGCCUCCCGGCCUUGCAGCAUCUGCACCCGCCCAAUGAUCCCGAGCACCUCCUCGUCGCGCUCGAUCGCAAGGUCGUCUUGUACGACCUCCGCGCGAGCCUGAGUCGGGGGCAGCGGGAGUACACCGGGCACCUCGGCGCGAUCCUCCACCUCAGCCUGCUGCGGGACCCGACCAAAAUCCUCACAACCUCGGAGGAUCGCACCCUGCGGACCUGGGAUUAUCGCGUCGCGGUGCAGAUCCGCCAGUUCGCCGACGCGGGGCGCCACGCGAUCACGCACGUCCUCGCCCACCCCACCCAACCCGAGCUGCUCGCCGCGCAGUCGUUGGAUAAUCGGGUGCUUUUCUUCAAAGACCUCGGUGGGGGGCGGCUGAGCCCGGUUCGACGGGGGGGGUUUACGGGGCAUAACAUCUCCGGCACCUCUUGUCGGCUCGGCAUCAGCCGCGACGGGCGGUUUCUCUCCAGCGGGGAUCUCACCGGGGGGUUGUUCGUCUGGGAGUGGGGGAGCGGCGCCCUCGUGCGGGGGUUCCGCGCUCAUUCCCAGAUGCUCGUCUCGCACGCCUGGCAUCCGCUGGAGGCGUCGCGGGUUGUAACGGCGGGGUGGGAUGGGGCGAUUAAGAAUUGGGUGUGA